AUGGUAAGGACUGAAGUGUAUGGCCAUCGAGGCAUGGGAUGUAGCACAGUUUUAACCUUCUCUUCAUGCCCUGAGAACAGUUUAUCGUCGUUUGAGAAGUGUUUGAAGGCAGGUGCCGACGGACUUGAGUUCGAUCUUUUUUUAACAGAUUAUGGCGAAAUGGUUGUUUGUCACGGAAAGGAACCCUACGGAUUCGCCAACUUAAAUCUUUUGUUGUAUGAAGACGGUAAAUUGAGUACAUUUCCUCCAGAUCUUUCCAUUGAGAAUAUAACUGUUUCGCAUUUAAAUGUCGUGCUUAAAGCGCCCUGGACUCUCCCGGGACUUAAUUCUCGGGAUGCCGUGAUAGAAUACUCAAAAAAGCUGAGUGAUUCUGAGAAACGUGACUUAUUGCAAAAGUAUCUACAGGAGACGAAAGGAUAUAAACCAGAACAAAGCUCAGAUUAUGAACGUCUUCCAACCUUGGAAGAAGUUUUCAUGAAGUUUGGGUCUGGGAUCAAGUAUAACCUCGAACUAAAGGGCUCAAAGGAGCAGCUGUCCCAUGAGGUUUUAAAACUUCUCGAGAAGUAUAAACAUUUGGAUGUGUUUAUUUCCUCAUUCCAGUGGAUCCCGCCGCCAUUGGACCCGAGUUCUAAAUUCUACGACAACAACAACGAGAAGAAUCCCAGCCCAUCACCAGUGGAUCUCCUUUUCCCACUUGUUGGUAACCACCUGAAUGUUCCUUUAGGGUUGUUAUUUGACCGUCUGGAAUCACUGCCUUCAGUUCCCAGAAUGGUGGAGAUUGUAAAGAAGUACAAGGCCUCAUUCGUUAACGUCCCAGACUCCUUCUGGUUAACCCAAGUGCCGGUUUUAGGCCUUGAGGAGAGGAAGGAGAUGGCUCUGGAGAGGUUUGUAAAGGAAAUGCAUGCUAACGGCGUCAAGGUUUUGACUUACUCGACUCAACCGUUCGACAACUUGGAAAAUGUAAAGUUGUAUUUUGAGUCUAGGGUGGAUCGCGUUUGUCCAAACGACGUUGAAGCGUUUGUCACCUUCUCAAAAUCAUUUUUUUAA
Messenger RNA from Theileria annulata, 1047 nucleotides. RefSeq lists its product as uncharacterized. The record is from RefSeq and is a predicted model, not a curated record. Gene Ontology annotation, biological process: lipid metabolic process. Lineage: Eukaryota; Apicomplexa; Aconoidasida; Piroplasmida; Theileriidae. Gene Ontology annotation, molecular function: phosphoric diester hydrolase activity. The coding region runs from base 1 to 1047 and encodes 348 amino acids. The transcript has a single exon.